Molecule: messenger RNA, 694 nt
Organism: Varanus komodoensis (Komodo dragon)
Lineage: Eukaryota; Metazoa; Chordata; Lepidosauria; Squamata; Varanidae
Gene: AP5S1
Product: adaptor related protein complex 5 subunit sigma 1
Exons: 3
Coding region: 74-673 (199 amino acids)
Biological process (GO): endosomal transport; double-strand break repair via homologous recombination
Cellular component (GO): lysosome; cytosol; AP-type membrane coat adaptor complex
Source: RefSeq, a predicted model, not a curated record
UCGCUCCCAGAGGGGCGCUUUCGCGUCCCCCCGCUGCCGCCGCGCCGGGACCGGGUGGGGCUGCCCCGCCGCCAUGGUGCACGCCUUCCUGGUCCACAGCCUGCGCGGCCGCCCCGGGGACGAGGCGGGCCACUGCCGGGUGCUCUAUUCGAGGGUCUUCGCUCCGGAGGCGUCGCAGGACGCCCGCCGCCAGGAUCGGGAGAAGGAGCGGCUGCGCCGGAAGGAGCAGAUCCUGGCGGUGGCCAGGCAGGUGGAGUCCGUGUGCAGGCUGUCGCAGCAGGCCUCAGGGAGGCCGCCCUCGGAGCACCUGCUCCAGCUGCCGGAGGAGCCCCCGUCGCCGCAGGACGCCCCCGCGGGGGUCUUCCGCCUCGCCGCAGGGGACCCCUUCCCAGAGGACAAGGCCGUGCUGUGGCUGGGCGUCCAGUGCCUGGCCUUCGCCCUGGUCUGCGACCCCCACGAGAACCUGGCGCUGGCCGAGGGCACCCUGCGCCUGCUCGCCAGGGCCCUCCUGGAGCACCUGAAGCCGCCGAGCGCGGCGAGCGAGCUGCUGCUGAAGGCCGACCGGGCCGAGGCCGUGCUGGGCAAGCUCCUGCCGCAGGGGCAGCUGCUCUUCCUGAACGACCAGUUCGUGCUGGGGCUGGAGCGGGAGCUGAGCGCCUCGCUCUGCAAAUAAAGGGGCGCCGAGCGGACCGUG